Galendromus occidentalis (western predatory mite) is the source of this 1209-nucleotide messenger RNA. Its product is annotated as estrogen sulfotransferase, testis isoform. The record is from RefSeq and is a predicted model, not a curated record. The transcript is spliced from 5 exons. Gene Ontology annotation, molecular function: sulfotransferase activity. Bases 1 to 915 code for a protein of 304 amino acids. Lineage: Eukaryota; Metazoa; Arthropoda; Arachnida; Mesostigmata; Phytoseiidae.
AUGGACGCUGCCCCAGAGAAAUGUAAGGACAAAUCGGGUGAAGAGGUCGAGCUCGUCUUCACGCGACCGAGACUGUUCACGAUCGAUGGAGUACCUCUCGCACCGCAUAAUUUCUGCGUGAAAUAUUGGAAACAGACGCGCGAAUACCUCCCUCGUGAUGACGACAUAUUCAUCGUCACGUACCCGAAAUCAGGGACAACUUGGCUGCAGGAGAUAUUCUUCAGCCUUUUCAAUGGACGUCAGCCGAAAGAUAUCAAGGAAAGAGCAAUUCAUUGUCCGUUCCUGGAGUUCUCUGGUACCGAUCUCUGCAAUACAAUGUACCGGCCUGGUGCCCUGAAGAUCCACAUGCGUUUCGAACACUCGCCGUAUGCUGCGAAUGCCAAGUACAUUUACUGUGUGAGGAAUCCUAAGGAUUGCUGCGUUUCGUUCUAUUUCCACUCCUUGACGACGUUGGAAAACUUCAAGGACUGCUCAUUCGAAGAAUAUUUUGAAUAUUUCAUGGAGGGUAGACUGGAGUUCGGCAAUUACUGGCAGCACCUCGAGUCGUGGUACCCGAAUAUCGGGAACGGCAACGUGCUAUUCCUGACCUACGAAGACAUGAAGGAGGAUAUAUUACGGGAGCUGGCCAAGAUUGGCGACUUCAUUGGAGGCGAAUGGGGGAUGAAACUCAAAGGAGAAAAAGCCAAAGAGGUCGCUGAACUCUCCUCGUUCAAGAACAUGAAGAGUCUAUUCACUGCGGGUGGCGAUGGAGACUUUGUCCGUAAGGGGAUCGUUCACGACUGGAAGAAUCAUCUCACUGACGAAAUGAGUCAAAGAAUCGAAAGAGAGACCUAUGCACGUUUGAAAGAUGUCUGUCCUGACCUCUUGAAGCAAUGGGAGGAUCUCGGAGUUCUCUCUGGAAGUGGGGAGAACUAGAAAAACAGUCGAGGAUCCGAUGGAUAUUUCACAGCGCGCCUGUCAACCUCAGGAGCAGUGGCGGUCGAGGAUGUGAGAAGAUCACGGAUACCCGUUCGAUGCACUAGAGGUCCGAGGAUCUGUCAACGAUCUACGGGAAACAUCUCGCUGCUGAAGAUGUGAAUUAGAUGCUUGUCCUCCCAUCAACAACUCACCCCUUGAUUCGCUAUGUGUAUUUCACGAUGUGACAGCGAGAAGGAGGUCCUAGAAACGACCGCAUAAUUCCGGCAGGCUCGGAGAGACGGAUUUCCAAUA